AUGGUUACUACAGCUGUUGAAAAUAAGAAGCGUAAGCGCUCUCACGCUGAUAAAAGAGCCAACAAAAAGAAGCAGGAAAUUGAAAAGGGAGAGGCCAAGCCAGUCGAAGAAAAGGUCGAAGAGGAGAAACCUGCUGAAGUUACUGAAGAAGUCAUCAAUUUCGAUUUCGAGAGCCUCGAUUGCAGCGAGAAUACCAAAAAGGCCAUCAAAGACAUGGGCUUCACUCGUAUGACUGAAGUGCAAGCCAAGACCAUUCCACCCCUCUUGGAAGGCAGAGAUGUUUUGGGAGCUGCCAAGACUGGAUCUGGUAAGACAGUUGCUUUUAUGAUUCCAGCCAUCGAGUUAUUGCUUCGCAAGAACUUUAAGCCUAGAAACGGUACCGGUGUCAUCAUUGUUUCUCCUACUCGUGAAUUAGCUAUCCAAAUCUACGGUGUGGCAGAGGAAUUAUGUAAAUAUCACCAACUGACGCACGGCCUUGUCAUUGGUGGUGCCAACAGAAAAGCAGAAACCGAGAAAUUGGUCAAAGGCGUCAAUUUAUUAGUCGCUACACCUGGCCGACUUUUGGAUCAUUUACAAAACUCUCAAGGAUUUGUCUACAAGAACUUGCAGACACUCGUGAUUGAUGAAGCAGAUCGUAUUUUGGAUAUUGGUUUCGAGGAAGAGAUGAAGCAGAUUGUAAAGAUUUUGCCCAAGGAACGUCAAAGUAUGCUGUUCUCUGCCACACAAACCACCAAAGUAUCUGAUUUGGCUCGUAUCUCACUCAAGGCUGGACCUCUUUAUAUCAACGUCGAUGAAAAGAAGGAAGCUUCAACAGCAGAUGGAUUGGAACAAGGUUUUGUUGUUGUCGAGGCUGAUAAGCGAUUCUUGCUGCUGUUCACCUUUCUUCGCAAAAACCAAAAGAAGAAGGUCAUUGUCUUCUUCUCCAACUGCAAUGCCGUCAAAUACUAUGCCGAACUCUUGAAUUACAUCGAUGUGCCAGUAAUGGAAUUGCACGGUCGUCAAAAGCAGCAAAAGCGUACAUCUACCUUUUUCGAAUUCUCUCAAGCUGAACGUGGUAUUUUGCUGUGUACAGAUGUUGCUGCCAGAGGCUUAGAUAUUCCCGCUGUCGAUUGGAUUGUUCAAUACGACCCCCCAGAUGACACUCGCGAUUACAUUCACCGUGUUGGAAGAACUGCUCGUGCUGGCGGUAAGGGAAAGAGUUUAUUGUUCUUACUGCCAAGUGAAACUGGUUUCUUGAAGUUCUUGAAAGAAGCCAAGGUGCCUUUGAACGAAUAUCAAUUCCCCAACAACAAAAUUACCAACGUACAAAGUCAGCUUGAAAAAUUGAUCGAAAAGAACUACUAUCUUAAUCAAUCUGCUCGUGAUGCGUUUAGAUCUUACUUGCAAGCUUAUGCCACAUAUCAUUUAAAACACAUUUUCGAUGUCGAUAGCCUUGAUCUCACAAAGGUUGCCAAAUCAUUUGGUUUCAAGGUUCCUCCCAAGGUCAAUUUGGCUAUCUCCAGCUCUAAAUAA
Mucor velutinosus is the source of this 1512-nucleotide messenger RNA. RefSeq lists its product as uncharacterized. The transcript is spliced from 3 exons. Gene Ontology annotation, biological process: maturation of LSU-rRNA from tricistronic rRNA transcript (SSU-rRNA, 5.8S rRNA, LSU-rRNA). Lineage: Eukaryota; Fungi; Mucoromycota; Mucoromycetes; Mucorales; Mucoraceae. Bases 1 to 1512 code for a protein of 503 amino acids. Gene Ontology annotation, cellular component: nucleolus. The record is from RefSeq and is a predicted model, not a curated record. Gene Ontology annotation, molecular function: ATP binding; nucleic acid binding; RNA helicase activity.